Molecule: messenger RNA, 936 nt
Organism: Diceros bicornis minor
Lineage: Eukaryota; Metazoa; Chordata; Mammalia; Perissodactyla; Rhinocerotidae
Gene: MITD1
Product: microtubule interacting and trafficking domain containing 1
Exons: 7
Coding region: 64-813 (249 amino acids)
Biological process (GO): midbody abscission
Cellular component (GO): midbody
Source: RefSeq, a predicted model, not a curated record
GGCCGUGCGGAAGACCCAGCCCAACUCUGGCUGGGCGUGAGGCGACGGGGAGUUUCUGGAAUUAUGGCGAGGUCUGCGGCGGGGCAGGAUCCCGAGAGCACGGCCGCAGUCACUGUGCUAAAGCGGGCGGUGGAACUAGACUCGGAGUCCCGGUACCCGCAGGCUCUGGUGUGUUACCAGGAGGGGAUUGACCUGCUCCUGCAGGUUCUGAAAGGCACCAAAGAUGAUACAAAGAAAUCUAAUCUCAGAAAAAGAAUUUCUGACUACAUGGAUAGAGCAGAAAACAUAAAGAAAUACUUGGAUCAAGAAAAAGAAGAUGGAAAAUAUCACAAGCAAAUUAAAAUAGAAGAGAAUGCAACAGGUUUCAGUUAUGAGUCACUUUUUCAAGAAUACCUUAAUGAAACAGUUACAGAAGUUUGGAUAGAAGAUCCUUAUAUUAGACAUACUCAUCAGCUGUAUAACUUUCUUCGAUUUUGUGAGAUGCUUAUUAAGAAACCAUGUAAAGUAAAAACUAUUCAUCUUCUCACCUCUCUGGAGGAAGGCAGUGGGAGAGAGCAGCAAAGUAGUGGCCUGAGAGAAAUAAAAGAGUCACUCAGGAAUCAUGGAGUGCUGUUGGAAUUAGAAUACUCUUCUUCAAUACAUGACCGAGAAAUUAGGUUCAACAAUGGAUGGAUGAUUAAGAUUGGAAGGGGACUUGAUUAUUUUAAGAAACCACAGAGUCGUUUUUCCCUUGGAUAUUGUGAUUUUGAUUUAAGACCAUGUCAUGAAACAACAGUGGACAUUUUUCAUAACAAGCACACAAAGAAAAUAUGAUGGGUAGUAGCCUAAUUUCCAUUAUAUAGUUCUAUUUUAAGUGAACAUGAGAUUUUUUUUUACUUUGGACAGAUCAUUUCUAUAAUGUAUGAAUUUAACAAUAAACUUUUACAUUUCUACUAA